UCAGCGGCAGAUGGCAUGGGUACCCGCUGUUGGCAUGAGUGUCAUUCCUCAAAGAGAGAGGGAAAGGGAAGAGAGGGAGGGAGAGUGAGAGUGAGAGAGGGGAAGGGAAGAGCAGAUCACAGCAUAGCAGAGAAAAGAGAGUGCGCAGAAUUAAGCUCUUUCUUCCAAUUUGGUAGCUUGCGAGUGAAGAAGCUGAAGCGCAGAUUCAGAGGAGAUAUUUGGGAACAUGCAAGGUACAUGCUGACCAGAGGAAAUAUGUUGACACUGCCAUUCGAGGAACCUCAUAUAAUGUGUGAGCCGCGGUUUGGUGCCAAUUAUCCCCGUGAAAGCUUACCUGAGAGCCUGGAGCAGGAGCGACAACAUAACCCUGACAGAUCCAACUCAGACAUGAGGGAGGUCGAGGACGACAUCUCCGACAGAGAUGAGGACGAGAGAGAGGACGAUCAGGAUGAAAAUGGGCUUCCUAAAAAGCGAGGCCCCCGAAAAAAGAAACCGGGCAAAGAGCAGGUUGACAGGGCCAAACUCAGGCGCCAGGAAGCCAACGCCCGAGAGCGCAGCCGGAUGCACGGCUUGAACGCCGCGCUAGAGAGCCUGCGCAAAGUUGUGCCGUGCUACUCCAAAACUCAGAAACUGUCCAAGAUUGAGACCCUCAGACUGGCCAAAAACUACAUCUGGGCCCUGUCAGAGACUCUGAGCGCAGGAAAGAGACCGGACCUCCUCGCCUUCGUACAGACUUUGUGUAAAGGAUUAUCUCAACCAACGACCAACUUGGUGGCCGGUUGUUUACAGCUGAACGCUAGAAACUUCCUCACAGACCACAACGGAGAGGUGAUGUUCUCUGGGAGGGCGCCCUACGAUGCCAUGUACUCGUAUCCUGGAUCAGACAUGAACACGCCCCCCGGCCACAGCGGGAGCAGCUUGGACAGUAGCGCCAAGCCGUUCCGUCACUACAGCUACAGCAGCGCCUACGAAACCUACUACGAAAACCAGUCCCCGGAGAGCGGGAGCCCGCAUUUCGACGGCCAGCUGAGCCCACCAAUGAACUUUAAUGGGAUUUUCUCCCUAAAACACGACGACCCGCCUGAGUACGGCAAAAAUAGCCACUAUGGCAUGCGCUACUGCAGUGCGCCAGGGCGCACGGCUCUUGCGCACAACUCCAUGUACCGAGUCUCCCCAGAGGCCCGUUUCCCUUACGAUCUGCACGUCCGCAGCCAGUCCUUCCAAGCACAAGGAGAAGUUAAUGGCUCUUUCCACAAUUAAUCAAUCAGCUGGACAAAGUUCAAGCUUGAGAAGCGAUGCAAUUUCCCUCCACAGAUGUCGCGAGUGGAAUGAAAUUGACUCAGACAGGCUGAUGCACUGCAAAAAUGCCAACUGAAACCAGUCAUUUUUUGUGUGUUUUGAAAGAUGAUACGAAGCCAGAAGUUCAGAUGAAAGGGAUUCACAAGUUUCUUGUUGUUGUUCAGUUUCAUCCGUCUCAAUAUAGACUUUAAACACACACACACACACACACACACACACACACGCACACACACACACACACACACACACACACACACACACACACACACACACAGACACCACCUGAAGUUUUUGUUUCGUAAAAAAAGGGGAACAAUCUGUCUGAAGGCCUAAAUUCAAGAUUUUCUGGUACAAUGCAGAGAAUCUGUUUUCAAACAGAUGUGGUCUAAAACAAUUAAUUGAAGGUGCAGAUUUGGAGUAAAUCGUUUGCAGUUAGAGUGCAUUAUUUGUACGUGUUCGUUAAUGGCCAUAGUGCAGAUGUCGCUAAUUGAGUUUACAUAAAGCCGAUAUGAUUAAUUAAAUUUUCUGCUUAUUUGAAAACAUUACUGCAGUCACUUAAAACGAUUUUUGAGGCAAAACUAAAGAAACAGAAAUAAAACAAAAGUUUAUCGGGGACGUUUACUGAGACAUGAUUGGAGUUCAGAGAUUCAGUCUCCUAGCAAUAAAGGUCAAUUUAGCUAUGCAAGGCAGCCAAAUGCAAUCUUUGCUUAUUAAAAAUAAUAUAUGUCUGCUUCUUCUCACAAGGCGUCCCGCUCAAUCUAAGAUCUAAUUGAAAAGACGGCAAUUAUAGCCACAUAGAUAUUUUAUAGAAAGCCAGUGAGUUCAGGAGAUAUGUCAUCCAAUGAUGUCAUCCAGAUUGCUCCUAUAAAUACAGGAAGUUGCGGGGAAAAAACACGUCACAGCUGAACGCUUUGGUAUUUGGAGAGGUGAGCGUGUUAACGCGGUGAAUGUAAAUUUUUAUUGUAUUUAUUUAUUUGAGCUUAUUUAAUGAAGUCCGUCAAAUUGAAUGUGAAUAAUAUAUUAUAAAAAAUAUUGUAAAAAAAAAAUCAACAGUGUUCACUCUUAUGUGCAUUUUAAAGUUUGUUUACGUUGCAUUGUUGUAAAUUUCACCACAAGCUGAAAGUCCAGCACUGGCAGGAGAAAUGCAUUUUGUGUCAGGUGAACAAAAUGCGUCAAAAACUAUAUGAAUCCUAACAACAUGCCUUAAAAAGAGACGAUGACCAUCAAUAUGCAACGAAAUGAAAGUUUUGGAUAGUUUGAUGUGAACUUUUUACUCUUCCUUGUUCCUCCCGAGGAGCAGCUGUGAUGCACUUCAUGUACUUCUGCACAAUGUUGGUGACUGCUCAUAAAUUCUGUUGAUUUUGUAACUUUAA
Messenger RNA from Oreochromis niloticus (Nile tilapia), 2672 nucleotides. RefSeq names its product neuronal differentiation 6b (gene neurod6b). Bases 16 to 1260 code for a protein of 414 amino acids. Gene Ontology annotation, molecular function: E-box binding; DNA-binding transcription factor activity, RNA polymerase II-specific; protein dimerization activity. The record is from RefSeq and is a predicted model, not a curated record. The transcript has 2 exons. NCBI's taxonomy places the organism in Eukaryota, Metazoa, Chordata, Actinopteri, Cichliformes, Cichlidae. Gene Ontology annotation, cellular component: nucleus. Gene Ontology annotation, biological process: axon development; positive regulation of transcription by RNA polymerase II; sensory organ development.